CUCCACGGUGACGCCAGCGUAACCGGAGGAGCGAAAGGGCCUUGAUUUCAUGGGAGAUUGUGGUCCUGGCUGGCCCGGCGUCGUCGCGCAGCACUCGGGAUGGGGAGGGAGCAGGAGCUGCUGGAGGCCGCCCGCACCGGGAACGUGGCCGUGGUGGAGAAGCUGCUGAGCGGCAAGAGGGGCGUGCUGGGCUCGGGCUCCGCUUCCAUUCCGCUGCCCAACCUGCUGAGCAUGUGGAAGGGCCUCAACGUCAACUGCACGGACAGCUCGGGGUACACGCCGCUGCACCACGCCGCUCUCAACGGGCACAGGGAGGUGGUGCUGAAGCUGCUCCGGUCCGAGGCGUCGGCCAACGCGGCCGACAGCAAGGGCUGCGUGCCGCUGCACCUGGCCGCCUGGCGUGGCGACGUGGACAUCGUGCGCAUCCUGGUCCGGCACGGGCCCUCGCGCUGCCAAGUCAACUGGCAGAACCACGAGCGGGAGGCGCCGCUGCACUGCGCGGCGCAGUACGGCCACUCGGACGUGGUGUCGGUGCUGCUGCAGGAGCUGACGGACCCCACCGUGAGGAACAGCCGGCACGAGACCCCCCUGGACCUGGCGGCGCUCUACGGACGCCUGCAGGUGGUGCGCAUGCUGGUGAGCGCUCACCCCAACCUGAUGGGCGCGCGCGGCCGGCGACACACGCCGCUCCACCUGGCCGCACGCAACGGACACCGCAGCACGGCGCAGACGCUGCUCGAGGCCGGCAUGGACGUCAACUGCGUGACCGAGAAUGGCAGCGCCCUCCACGAGGCCGCCCUCUUUGGCAAAACGGACGUAGUUCGCCUUCUGCUCGACUCAGGGAUCGACACGAAUCUGCGAGACAGCCAGGGAAGAACGGCUCUGGACAUCCUGAGAGAACAUCCCGCGGUCAAAUCGCAGCAGAUCACUGCAAUUAUCCAGGAAUAUGUGACGGAGGAAACGGAGCGCCGGAGCGCAGCGGCGGCGGUGGAGCCCGUCCGCAAGUGUCCGGUCCCCGCGCCGCGCACCUCCAUCUCCUCGCCCGCCGCCUCGCCCUCCCUCCGGCACAAGAACGACGCGGUGACCAGCGAGCUGUCCAAGCUGCUGCACGAGAUCAAAAAGUGCCGCGACCGGGAUUACUCCUUCGAGGAGCUGUGCCACACCAUCUCCUCGCACUCCAUGGACAGCUUCGGCAGCGGGCGGCUGUCGGACGACGAGCGAGCCGACGUGCCCGACGGCGCCCUGACGCGCGCUGUCAAGGGUUCGACCCCGCCCCUCGCCGAGGCCGAGGUGGAGGACGACGACGACGACGACCGGGCGGAGGGGAGUUGCGGCCCCGGCGGAUUCUGGGAAGCCUUGACCCCCUGCAACGGCUGCCACAAUCUGGGCUUCUCCAACUUGUCGCAGGAUUCCAAACGUUCGGGGGAGGCGCCGGCCUCUCCGUCGCUGGACGUCUUCCUGCCUGAGGACGAGGACGACCCGUACGAGUCGGUGACCACCGCCGUCACGCGCAAGCCGUGCUCGCUGGACGUCGGCCGGCGCCCCGACGCCUCGCCGCGAAACGGUCACUUGUCCCAUGGAGCCAGCCAGGGGGGGCGCGGUGACCAUGGCAACCACUCCACGGGCCCCACUCCAGACUGCUCGCCCCCCUCCCCCGACACGGCCCUGAAGAACAUCGAAAGAGUCAUCCGCCCACAGCCCAAGCAGCGCACGUCUCUGUCGUCCUCGCUGGACGUCCAGCGGCCCGCCAACCACAGCUGCGAGCCCAGCGAGGUCAGCUCGUCCCUGGGCUACGCCAGCUUCGGCACCAGCCCCCCGGCCAGCCCCCCGCUCAGCCCCGGCCGGGACCGGGACUCGGCCGGGUCCGACGACGACCGUCCCCUGGCAGACGACGGGUUGUGCCGUCACGACCAGUCGCAGCUGCCGUUAGAGGACCGGCGCAAGAGUCGCAUCCCGGAGGAGUUCGCGGGCCUCCUCCACGGAUCGUCCCCGGCCUGCGAGACCCCGGAAACGCCGUACCACCUCUACGGACUCGAACCUCGCAAGCACGCCUCCACCGACCUCGACGCAGCCGUCGCGUCGGCGUCGACGGUCCGCGAGGCCGCCGGCAAACCCCGAGCGGUCUAUCGGACCGUGUUCCACACCAGAGUCAACCGGGACCGGCGCCGACCGGUCGAGCCGCGAGCUAACGGCGAGGUCGCCGAGCGUGGGGGAGGGAGCGUGCCCAAGGGUCCUGGCUACGAGGAGAGGGCCUGCACCCUGGGCAGGAUGAGGUCCAUGCCCCGCAACGUGCUGGACCUGCAGCUCUCCAAGUCCCUGUCCAAGUCCGACUCCAACCUGGUCGCCGUGUCGCCCAUCCAGGAGGAGAACAUUUGGGAGUCUGGAUCUCGCGGCCGAGACUCCGGGAGUCCGAUUGCGGGUGGCGGCGGAACGGGAAAGCUGGAAAGAACGCCCUCGUUUACAGCUGAGUGGGAGGAGAUCGACAAGAUCAUGAGCUCCAUCGGAGCGGGAAUCGGCAGCGGGCUGGACGUGAAAGAACACGAUUCAGGUCCCCGAUGCCCGCUGCAGUCCGUGGGCCAGUGGCUGGACUCCAUCGGCCUGGUCCAGUACGAGAACCACCUGCUGGCCAACGGCUUCGACAACGUCCAGUUCAUGGGCAGCAACGUGGUGGAGGACCAGGACCUGCUGGAAAUCGGCAUCCUCAACUCGGCCCACCGACAGCGCCUCCUGCAGGCCAUACGGCUCCUGCCGAGGGUGAGGCCAAUCGGCUACGACGGCAACAAUCCGACGUCGGUGGCCGAGUGGCUGGAGUCGCUGGAGCUGGGCGACUACACCAAAUCCUUCCUGGUCAACGGCUACACGUCCAUGGAGCUGGUCAAGAAGAUCUGGGAGAUCGAGCUCAUCAACGUUCUGAAGAUCGGUCUGAUCGGCCACAGGAAACGGAUCUUGGCCUCGUUGGGGGACCGCCUACACGAGGACGCGCCCCAGAAGCCUCCGCGGGCCAUCUCCCUCCGGGAGCCCGGCGGCAACCUCACUCCCCCCCAGCUCAGCCCGGCGGCGUACGCGGCGGGGGUCCCGGGCGGCUCCCUGGACGUGCAGCACCUCAUCAUGCAGGCGGACGCGCGGCGCCGGCAGCGCAGCAACGACAACUACUUCGACGACGUGCCGCGAUCCAAACUGGAGCGGCAGAUGGCCCAAGUCAGCAUGGUGAGCGAGCGCCGCCGCCGAGAGGCUCUCGUCUGUAUCUCCCGACGCCUGAUUGGCUCUCGUCGGCAGGCGGGCGAGUGGUGCGAGCCCAUCACGUUGCGUCCGCCCAACGAGGCCACCUCGUCCACACCGGUUCAGUACUGGCAGCACCACCCCGAGAAGCUCAUCUUCCAGUCGUGCGACUACGAAGCCUACUACCUGGGCUCCAUGCUGGUGAAGGAGCUGAGGGGCACCGAGUCCACGCACGACGCCUGUGCCAAGAUGAGGAAGUCGACGGAGCAGAUGAAGAAAGUGCCCACCAUCGUCCUCUCCGUGUCCUACAAGGGAGUCAAGUUCAUCGACGCCACGAAUAAGAACAUCAUCGCCGAGCACGAGAUCCGCAACAUCUCGUGCGCCGCUCAGGACCCCGAGGACCUGUCCACCUUCGCCUACAUCACCAAAGACCUCAAGUCCAGCCACCACUACUGCCACGUCUUCACCGCCUUCGACGUGAAUCUGGCGUACGAGAUCAUCCUGACGCUGGGCCAGGCCUUCGAGGUGGCCUACCAGCUGGCCCUGCAAGCGCGCAAGAGCGGCCACGGCUCGUCCACGCUGCCCGAGAGCUUCGACGGCAAGCCCGGCAAGCCCGUGCCCAAGCCGCGCGGCCUCAACGUCCGCAAGUCGAUGGAGCAGGCGUCCAUGGAGCAGAAGGGCCACGCCAACGUGCCGUGGAUAGUGGAGCCGGGUCAGGAGGCCAAGAGAGGAGUCAACACCAAGGCAGUGGCGGACGCUCAUGUCUUUUACUGUGGAAAUCAAAGAAUGUAGCCAGCCAUAAACACACGGACCUUGUCAGGCGUAACACGCACGCUCUUUUCAAAGGACUACAAACAUGGACUCCCUCAUGCCUCUCGCUCUCUCUCUCUCUCUCUCACUCUCUCUCUCUCUCUCUCUCUCUCUCUCUCUCUCUCUCUCUCUCUCUCUCUCUCUCUCUCUCUCUCUCUCUCUGUUCCGCGUUUAAGCUCGACUACAAACAUGUCCGGACCAACACACACAAACACGGGGGAGGUUACCAUGGAGAUGGACAAGUGGGCAUGUGUCAAUUUUAUUUUAUUUUAUUUUAUUUUUAUUUUAUUUUUUUAACGAUUAUAAUUUUGAAUCUACUUCUUCAAGGUGAGAAGACUUGGUAUUGAUGUUUAGUAUGAGCAUAUUACACCGCCCACCGUGAUUAUUAUCUUGUGCAAUGUCGUCCUCAUGUCACAUUAUUUUUCUACGCGCUCGAGACCGAUGGCCGCCCCCUUUAAAAAAAUAAAUAAAUACAUUUUAAAUAACAGAAAAAAGAAGCGUGAAUGUGCGGCCCUCCUCUCUGGACUAUGUUCAACUACUGUACGCUUGGGAGCCGAGGCUGUAAAAUGUACAGAUAUUUUGCCAACUCAUUGUUCAUAGCUGGAAUGUAAAAGAUGAAAAGACAGUUUGUGGCACUGGAAACUCAAAUUAAAGACUUAAAGAAGACGUGCUAGAGGAUUCUAUAGAUGAUGUACUAGGAGUGACAUUCAUGUAAAUAGGCUUGGGGCUUCCAGCACGCUGAUUUUUGUAAUUUUCUGCCAUUAUUUAUAACCCUGUAAAGCACACAUGGAAUAAAAUAUGACUUGUACAACCA
This is a messenger RNA of Phycodurus eques (leafy seadragon), 4843 nucleotides long. RefSeq names its product ankyrin repeat and sterile alpha motif domain containing 1B (gene anks1b). Bases 100 to 4011 code for a protein of 1303 amino acids. The record is from RefSeq and is a predicted model, not a curated record. Lineage: Eukaryota; Metazoa; Chordata; Actinopteri; Syngnathiformes; Syngnathidae. Gene Ontology annotation, cellular component: cytosol. Gene Ontology annotation, molecular function: protein binding. The transcript has 27 exons.